AUGGCGCCUCAGGAGCUCGAGAGAUUUCUCUCCUCAUUGAAAGACUACUACAACACUGAUACUCUCUCCGAUGCUGUUGUUGUCUGCAAUGGCCAGGAGUUCAAGGUCCACAGGGUGAUCUUGUCCGCCCACUCGAAAUACUUCGCAACAGCGCUGAACGGCAACUGGAAGGAAAGCUCGGAAAAGAAGAUCGAAAUUAAAGAUUUCGACGCAAGCGUUGUGGAAGCGAUGCUUCGUUUCAUGUAUUCAUUUGACUACAGCAACAUCUACGGCACUUCCACUAUGGUAUAUGACGCUCAAGUCUACCAGAUUGCCGACAAGUACGACGUUCCGGCGCUUAAAGCAUGUUCUAAGGACAAGUUUGGCGUGGCCAUCACUACUGGUUGGAGCAUGGAUGACUUCCCACUUGCCAUCGCCGUGGUCUACGAGUCUACCCCUUCAGCAGAUAGGGGACUUCGCGACUUGGCCGUGGAGACCUCUCAAAAGAAUAUUGACAAGCUCUUGGGGCACGACGGUUUCUGUGAUCUUCUUAGGAAGACGCCUGACUUUGCCGCUGAUCUGAUUCCUUUUCUUUGUGGCAAGCCCUCGACGAACACACAACGCUAUGAAUGCCCUUCAUGCGACCACAAGUUUCGUGGUGAAUUCUCGGGGAUGGCUUACUACUGUCCAAGCUGCUCUACCAAGCGUUCAGAUUGGAGCCCUUACCGAAUCGAGGACUAA
This is a messenger RNA of Fusarium keratoplasticum, 720 nucleotides long. RefSeq lists its product as uncharacterized. The record is from RefSeq and is a predicted model, not a curated record. Gene Ontology annotation, molecular function: protein binding. Lineage: Eukaryota; Fungi; Ascomycota; Sordariomycetes; Hypocreales; Nectriaceae. The transcript is spliced from 3 exons. Bases 1 to 720 code for a protein of 239 amino acids.